AUGACUAGUACUAGUGGUAGCACUUCUUUGUAUCCUCCUGCUCAACAACCGCAACAGCAAUUACUAGGCAAUGAGAUCGAGCCUACGGCGACAAAUGCUAAUUUGGUCGCAGCACCAAACGGUCAAAACCACUACUCGUCCGGCUCCAUUGGACCCUUCUUUGCAGUCAUCUCUGUUCUUUUCUUUCUUGCAGUUCUCUCCUGCUUCUUGGGAAGGAUAUGCGCACGGAAACGACUCCAGAGAAGUGGUGUAGUGGCUGAAGUCAAUCCGUUGGAGAUGAUAAAGAGUCGUGGGCCUUUAGGGUGGCUGAGAAGGAAAUGGACACGGUGCUUGACCGGAGACGUGGAGGCUGGAGCUAAAGUUACCGACUGUACCGGAAAAGAGACGCCUAAAGAUGGUGAUCAGGCUCGUCUAGAAGCUCCUCCAGCUUGA
This is a messenger RNA of Eruca vesicaria subsp. sativa (arugula), 432 nucleotides long. The record is from the annotation of a GenBank genome assembly. NCBI's taxonomy places the organism in Eukaryota, Viridiplantae, Streptophyta, Magnoliopsida, Brassicales, Brassicaceae.